AUGACUUUUAUUUUUAUUUUUACAACGUAUAUCCAAGAUGAGCGGCCGCAACUCCUUCAACAGCAAUUCCGUAGUCUCCACGUCGCGACCUCCAGUCCAUGGAUCCAUGUCGACCUGGACAAUGGCACUGCCACGGCGGUUACGACGGAGGCAGAAAUGCAACAGCCGGCACUGGAGUUUCAGCAGAAGCUGGGCCGCAAUCGUCCUGGGACUGUGGUGUCCACGUUCCAACGAUUUGAGGACGUUGAUGUGGCCUGUCUCAAGGCGAUCCUGUGCUUGCAGCCGCCGUGCCGCACCGGCCCACUGCUCCCAAGUUAUGUACAAGUUCUGCGGUCUGCGACGCGCAAUCGCCAGAUUACCUUCGUGUCGCGGUUCACCUUUUUCGAAAACCCAGACCCGGGGGCCGUCGUGGCGAUGCUGGAGCAGGUGGGAGAGGUGCCGAGACGCCAGAGCUCGGCCUUUUCUGCGUGGAUUCAGUCGCCGUCGCAACAGCAGCAGCAGGCGUCUGGACAGUUUGCCGGGACCUUCGGACGGCAGCAGCAGCAGCAGCCACGGUCCCGUGCAGACGAGACCUUGACACCCCGUCAACGCCGUCGCCACCGCCGCCGCCGCCGCCGUCGCAACCACCGCAGCCACCAAAACUGGUAA
Molecule: messenger RNA, 648 nt
Organism: Akanthomyces muscarius
Lineage: Eukaryota; Fungi; Ascomycota; Sordariomycetes; Hypocreales; Cordycipitaceae
Exons: 1
Coding region: 1-648 (215 amino acids)
Source: RefSeq, a predicted model, not a curated record